Molecule: messenger RNA, 983 nt
Organism: Drosophila kikkawai
Lineage: Eukaryota; Metazoa; Arthropoda; Insecta; Diptera; Drosophilidae
Gene: SdhCL
Product: Succinate dehydrogenase, subunit C-like
Biological process (GO): tricarboxylic acid cycle; mitochondrial electron transport, succinate to ubiquinone
Cellular component (GO): membrane
Molecular function (GO): oxidoreductase activity, acting on the CH-CH group of donors; electron transfer activity
Source: RefSeq, a predicted model, not a curated record
AAACAAUAUAACAAAUGUGCUUUUCUAUACUUGUGUUUCACUCCGUUGACUUUUGAUCAACUGGGUUUUUUAGUUCUCCCACAGUGAAUUUUGUUUUGAAGAUGUACGCAAGCCGCCUAUUGGCUAGAAGUCUGAAGCAAAAAAGUCCCCUACUGAGACAGCUCCUCAGCCAGAAACCGCUGGCACGAACGGGUGGCCUUCCGCUGGAGGCGACUGCUCGUUGGCUUGCAACCAAAGAUGACAAGGAAGCCAGGGGAAGCGGACCCACGACAAUUGGGCCGGACGGAAAUGUUCUUGAACCGCCGGUCAUCCUGAAAGUAAUACCCUUCCGCCCGGUCCCCGAUUUGCCAUAUGACGACCGCAAUAUGCUACUGGGACGGGAAAUGUCGCCCCACCUGUCUAUCUAUAAGAUACAGCUUACUUCGUUGCUGUCCAUCUGCCUGCGUAUUAGCGGUUUUGUCCUGGCUAUUUUCGUUUGGGCCUUGGGAAUAGCCGGACUCUGCAUGCAGGGGGACAUGGAGGGAUUGGUGAAAAAGGUCGAGGAUUGCGACUGCCCCGUAGUUAUGACGGCCUCGAGGGUCAUGUUGGUGGCGCCAUUUGCAUACCACGCCGUAGCUGCCACCCGGCACAUGAUCUGGGGUCUGAACAAGUUUCUGACGAUCCCCGAGAUCUAUGCCACCGGCUAUGUGGCUGUGGUCCUAGCUAUUGCAUUUGCUGCUGCCUUGCUGGUCAUGGAUGUUGAACAGAAGCCCAAGGAGCAGGUGGACCUCUCCAAGCCACCGCCGAAGGGUAAGCAGCCCCCGAAGGGAAAACAAGAGAAAAAGGAUACCAAGGCUGAUCCAAAAGCUAAGGCUAAGAAACAUGAUGACAAGCAUUAAUCUCAAAAGAUUUAUUUUACAUACCGACGUUCGUGAAAACUACAUAUGUUGGCUUAGGCUUCAAAAUUUAACUGUCUAAAAUAAACCACGCAUUGUUUAGUUGAA